AGAACUAAUCAGCAAGGUUGACCCUUUCCUUUUGCCUUUUCCCUCGUUUUCCUUGCCGGCCCCAAAUUUUCUCGGGAAAACCGCAGCGAAAAGAAAGAGAGAGAGAGAGAGAGAGAGUUUUUCAUCUAAAUCGGAAAAGCCGAUUGCCGGCGGCUGCAAGGAGGAAGCACCAAUCCGCUCGCGCGAGCCUUCCGCCUCCCGCCACGACCGACGCGGCGGCCGGCAUGUCGAAUCCCGACGGCGAGAAGCUACAGCCGCCCUCCGACCUCCGCGAAGAAGAACAAGAAGAGCAAGAAGGCAGAUCUCCGUCCGCGUCCUCGGAUUCCGCGGCCGAGGAUCGGUGAGGGUUUCCCGGUUUCUCGCGUUGUGGAUCGAGCUGCUCUGCUCGAUUUAGGGGGAGAGGGGGGACAGCUGUCGGUUGAGGAACUGAUGGAGGAGGUGGGGAGCUCGGGCUCGAGCGCUCCGUCGGUCGGGGAUGGGAAGGCGAAGAAGGAUUCGGUUCGGGUGAAGAAGGAGACACUGCAGGCCGUGCUCGAGCAGUGCCAGCGAGCGCUCGAGCUGCUCAGCAACGGGGAGGUCGAGGAGGACGGCGAUGAGGGUGUCUGUGUCGGCGAUGGGGAGGGAGAUGUCCCGGAAGUUGAGCCGGGUGGGGAUGGCGUGGUGACUCCGUGCAGUGAUAGCGAAGCCGAUGAGGUACUGUGUGAUCUUCUCAAAUCUAGAGUCGAAUGCCCGGACUUCCUCAAAAAGCUAGAGUGCGCCCAAGUGUCAAUUCCUAAUAAUGCUGCUGAGGAAGGUGGCACAUGGGAUAUGGUCAGUAAAGAUGAUCUAUGGGAAGUUGAAAAUGUGGAUCCUAGUGAACAAGAUUAUGUCGUCGUGAGACAAGAAGAUAUUGUAGAAGGUAUGGCAUCCUUUAUGGCUGCCUACCUCCUGUCCCUUAAACAGACAAAGGAGUUGACUCCUAACCAACUUCAGGAAGCUCUUUGCAAGACAUUCUCAGUUAAGAAGAAAAAGGGAAAGCUUCGGAAGGCAUGGGAUGGGAGCAGAGUUAUUUAUAAUGUAGCAUCAUGGGGAGCAACAGCAAUUGGGAUAUAUCAAAAUCCUGUUAUUCUUCAGGCUGCCUCAAAAGCUUUCUGGGCGUCCUGUCAUGUUAUCUCGAAGCUUCUCUGAUGUGGAUGCGCCUUCAGGGGAGGGGAGAAAACCAGGGGGAGGUGGGGGGGUUGCCGUUGUUUGGUGCUUUGUGCUGUCCAGGCAGCUUGGUGUUCCGAAUGUUGUGCCAUGCUGAUGUCAUUCUUUAUUUGUGUGCAGAUCAGAUCAAUUGCAUAACCUGAUCUACUCUUUGUAAAUAUGGACUUUCCUAUUUGAUCAUGUGAUUAGUGAGAUUAUAUUGGUUUGUUGUGCUUG
Messenger RNA from Eucalyptus grandis, 1401 nucleotides. RefSeq lists its product as uncharacterized. The transcript has 6 exons. The coding region runs from base 430 to 1167 and encodes 245 amino acids. The record is from RefSeq and is a predicted model, not a curated record. NCBI's taxonomy places the organism in Eukaryota, Viridiplantae, Streptophyta, Magnoliopsida, Myrtales, Myrtaceae.